Gordionus sp. m RMFG-2023 is the source of this 1641-nucleotide messenger RNA. RefSeq names its product vesicular inhibitory amino acid transporter-like. Gene Ontology annotation, molecular function: L-amino acid transmembrane transporter activity. The transcript is spliced from 3 exons. Gene Ontology annotation, cellular component: vacuolar membrane. Bases 22 to 1641 code for a protein of 539 amino acids. Gene Ontology annotation, biological process: amino acid transmembrane transport. Lineage: Eukaryota; Metazoa; Nematomorpha; Gordioida; Chordodea; Parachordodidae. The record is from RefSeq and is a predicted model, not a curated record.
ACGCUAAAACAAAAUUUUAGAAUGCCAGGAUUGAAUCCUUAUCAUCACUUGAAUGACGAAAUUUUGGAUGUGGGCGAUAUUUCUUCUGGGAACUCUUCCUCGAUCAUUCCAGCUGGACAAGAUUGUAGUCGAGAUUGUCAUAAUCUCGAAAUUUUAGAACGUAGUCCAACCGAUAACAUAGUUGAUGAAAAUUUCGAAGAUCAACCUCGUGAACAAAAUGAAUUGGAGAAAGGGUUUCCCUUAAAUAAUGAUAGUAAUAACAUAAUAGAGUAUUUGGAUGACAGAAUAAGGCCCAAAUUACAAAGGCGUGACACGACCUGGACCAAUAGAGACAUACCAGGGAAUCGUAUAACGGAAUGGCAAGCUGGAUGGAAUGUAACCAACGCCAUUCAAGGAAUGUUUAUAGUCAGUCUACCCUAUGCUGUACUCUACGGUGGAUAUUGGGCAGUUUUUGCUAUGAUCAUCGUAGCUUACAUAUGCUACUACACGGGAACAAUCCUCGUAGAUUGUCUUUACGAUGAGAAGGAAGAAUUAACCAUGCAAGAGAUUAAAAAUUAUCACGGAAAAAUUUUCUUGGAAGAGAAAAGGACUAUGGUAAGAAUUCGUACUAGAAAUAGUUAUGUGUCUAUAGCCCAGUCUGUUUGGGGCGAAAAAUGGGGAAGCAUCUUAGUCAAUAGUGCUCAGAUCAUAGAACUUCUUAUGACGUGUAUACUAUAUUUAGUAUUGUGCGGAGAUUUGAUGUUCGGUUCAUUUCAGAACAGUGCUUUCAAUUCUUUAGUUUGGAUCAUUUUCGCUACUAUAAUGUUGUUACCUUGCGCUUUUGUCAAAACUUUAACAGGUAUCUCAAGACUAAGCUUUGCUUGCACUAUCGUUCACAUCAUCAUCAAUGCAAUAGUCAUCAUAUAUUGUGCGAGCAAGAUAAAACAUUGGUUUUGGGGCCAGGUACGUUUAAAGAUUGACAUGUGGAAUUUUCCGGUUUCAAUGGGAGUCAUAGUUUUUAGUUACACCUCACAUAUAUUUCUUCCGGCCUUAGAAGGAGGUUUAGAGAGCACCUCAAAGUUCAAAGGCAUGCUAAAGUGGAGUCACAUAGCGGCUGCUUUAUUCAAGUCGGUCUUUGGAUACGUCGGAUUUCUAACUUUUGGAAAAGACACACAGGAAGUUAUCACCAAUAAUUUUAACAAUCUAACUUUCAAAGGUAUUUUAAAUAUAACCUUGGUGAUUAAAGCUCUUUUCUCUUAUCCAUUACCAUAUUUUGCGGCAUCCGAAUUGCUCGAAACCGCUCUGUUCAGGGGUAAGUCCGAAGGAACGCCAUUUCCUACGUGCCUAGACAUCGAAAGUGGAAACUUUAAACUAUGGGCUCUUGGUUUGAGAUUACUGUUGAUUUUGAUAACACUAGCCAUGGCGGUUAUGAUACCAUAUUUUAACAUCUUAAUGGGGCUAAUAGGCUCAUUUACGGGGACUUUGUUAUCUUUCGUUUGGCCGUGCUAUUUUCAUAUUAAAUUAAAGGGAAAUUCCCUCGAAUCAAAAAUUCUGUACCUCGAUAUCUCGAUCAUUAUAUUAGGAGGGUUGUUUGGGUCAUUUGGAAUGGUUUAUUCAUUUAUCGCACUAAGAAAAGCUAUAAAUAUCUCUAAAAACCUAUAA